AUGGAAAACUACUUCGAUCCGAAACUGUGCGACGACCUGCGCACCCCUUCUCCCGGGGGAACUUUAUUCCAGAGGGGAGUCGCCACCUAUGAGGGGACUUUUAGUGAUGAUGAGGAGGUUGUGGUGAAGGGGUAUCUAGUGGCGGUUGUGGAUCCUGACGUAGGCGUGAACGGUGUUGUAUCGAAGGUAGAAGUUUCUGACGUAGGCGUGAACGGUGUUGUAUCGAAGGUAGAAGUUUCUGACGUAGGCGUGAACGGUGUUGUAUCGAAGGUAGAAGUUUCUGACGUAGGCGUGAACGGUGUUGUAUCGAAGGUAGAAGUUUCUGACGUAGGCGUGAACGGUGUUGUAUCGAAGGUAGAAGUUUCUGACGUAGUCGUCAUCGGUGCCGUAGUGAAGGUCGAUGGUCCUGACGUAGUCGUAAACGGCGUUGUAGUGAAGGCUGGGAGUCUCGGCGUUGUCGUUGUCAUUUUUGUCUUGGUGGGUGGGAGUGUUGGUGUAGGCGUUGUUGGCGUUGUGGUGAUAUUGGUUGGUCCUGACGUAGUCCUUGUCGGCUCUUUAGUCGUCAUCGCAGAUCCUAUCGAAGUCGGAAUCUCUUGCGUGUUUUAUGAGCUGUUGGUGCUACGA
Ostertagia ostertagi is the source of this 624-nucleotide messenger RNA. The record is from the annotation of a GenBank genome assembly. NCBI's taxonomy places the organism in Eukaryota, Metazoa, Nematoda, Chromadorea, Rhabditida, Trichostrongylidae.